Molecule: messenger RNA, 1292 nt
Organism: Lytechinus variegatus (green sea urchin)
Lineage: Eukaryota; Metazoa; Echinodermata; Echinoidea; Temnopleuroida; Toxopneustidae
Product: DDB1- and CUL4-associated factor 7
Exons: 7
Coding region: 87-1133 (348 amino acids)
Cellular component (GO): nucleus
Molecular function (GO): protein binding
Source: RefSeq, a predicted model, not a curated record
UGAGAGAGAAAAAAAGAUAGGUUAAUGGCGCUAGUGUUGUGUAUACAUGAAUUCUAGUCAAGUGAAAAACUACCGAUUAUUUUCUCAUGAAGCCCGCCAGAAUGUCGGGUAUUACGCCGAAAAGGAAGGAGAUUUACAAAUAUGAAGCCCCAUGGACAUUAUAUAGUAUGAAUUGGGGAGUUAGACCGGACAAACGGUUCAGAUUGGCGGUGGGAAGUUUCGUCGAAGAAUACAAUAAUAAGGUUCAAAUUGUAGCUCUGAAUGAAGAGACUUCAGAAUUUGAAGCAAAGAGUACGUUUGAUCAUCCCUACCCAACAACUAAAAUCAUGUGGAUACCUGAUAAUAAGGGUGUGUUUCCGGAUCUCUUGGCAACCAGUGGAGAUUAUCUGCGAGUUUGGCGAGUCGGAGAUACUGAUACAAGAUUAGAAUGUCUUCUUAAUAAUAACAAAAACUCAGAUUUCUGCGCUCCUCUGACGUCGUUUGAUUGGAACGAGGUGGACCCUAAUCUGCUGGGGACGUCCAGCAUUGAUACGACGUGUACUAUCUGGGGAUUGGAGACAGGACAGAUCGUUGGGAGGGUUAACAUGGUGACAGGCCACGUCAAAACACAACUCAUUGCUCACGAUAAAGAGGUUUACGACAUCGCUUUCAGCCGAGCGGGAGGCGGUCGCGACAUGUUUGCGUCUGUAGGUGCGGACGGUUCCGUGAGGAUGUUUGAUCUCAGGCAUCUGGAGCACUCAACGAUCAUCUAUGAAGACCCCCAGCAUCAUCCGCUCUUGAGAUUAGCCUGGAAUAAGCAGGAUCCUAACUACUUGGCUACCAUGGCGAUGGACUCAUUUGAGGUUAUUAUUUUGGAUGUCAGGGUUCCGUGCACACCAGUCGCCAGACUCAACAACCAUCGAGCAUGUGUGAACGGCAUCGCCUGGGCUCCACACUCCUCUUGCCACAUAUGUACAGCUGCCGAUGACCAUCAAGCGUUGAUUUGGGACAUACAACAGAUGCCCCGGGCCAUUGAAGACCCUAUCCUAGCUUACACUGCAGAGGGAGAGAUCAACCAGAUACAGUGGGCUUCGACGCAGCCAGACUGGAUCGCCAUCUGCUAUAAUAACUGUCUGGAGAUUCUUAGGGUAUAGGUUGAGGCAAGGUAGGGGUAGAGCUGACAGAUGGACUGACUGACGGACGGACGGACAGGCUGGAUCCUGUCCUAGCUUUCAACCUGGGGAGCAUUUCAUCAAUAUUUUCAUCCGACAACUUGUCAGAUCUGACAUCUUUACAUGAUUUUGAUUGGCUGA